AUGGCAACUCCUUACAACUACCACAUGCUCGCCCCUAUUUCCGAAGAAGUCGAAGAGUCUCCCAAUGCGGAAACACACGAAAGUCAGGUGAAUAUUUCGUGAAAUGCAGACCACUAUUAAAAUAUAAGUUUUCCUCAAUAUCCAAAAAAUUCAACUUUUCAGAAAGUUUUUGCGUUUUGAAAAGAUAAACAGACUUUUUUGAAUUAAUAUACAUGUUCGAAAAAUUUUUUUCAAUUCCUUGUGGGUUAAAAAGAAUUUUUUUCUCUUAAGAUAUGUAAGGAUUUGAAUAAAUCAAUUCUCACACACAUUUUUCCUUUUUACGAACAAGUUUUUUUCAGAUGACUGCGCUCUCCGAUCAGCUUGAUCCAGCUGUGAACUCAGAGACAAAAGCCUUUUAUCAUCGUCAGUUCUUCAUGUCAUAUAUUAGAAAAAAACCAAAAACUAAUUGCAGAAAUUGAACAAUGACGUCGACAUCUCCAAAAUAAAGGUAUUGCCCGGAACAGCCGUCGGAGUGCAUCAUUUGCCAGAAAAAAAGCCAAGUAAGUUGCAUCAAAAUCUGAAAAUUAUAAGGAAUGAGAUAAAUAUCAUUAAUCCGUAAGAAAACAAAGUGUAUUGCAUAUCAAAAGCCAACAAAAAAUAUGUCCGUAAAGUCAGCUUUUUGAAAAACUUUUUUUCUAUGUACUGUUUAUGUGAUAUUGUGCAAAAAAACUCGAAUACAUAUUUUUUUCACUCAAAAGUAUGCACACAAAAAUAUUCACUAAAAAAAUAUACAUCAGAGCGUCGGAUAUUUUCGUUAGUUCAUUAUGCUUGUUUUUUUCAACAAAAAAAUGAAUUACAGGAUCAGUUUCAAACGAUCACAGCUCGGAAACGCCCGGUCCCCGUCGUUCCUGCACCUACCCAUUUAGUAUGUUUAAUUGAAAUAUCAGACUCUAGAAAUUUUUUCUCAUUUUGAUGGAGAAAAAAUAUGUCAAAGCUAAAAAGUUUCCAUAGACUGCCAAGAAGAAAACAAAAUUUUGGAGGUUUUUUUUCUCGAAUAAAAGUGUUCAAGUUUCACCUUUUCCGUUUUAUAAGUUGCUCAGAUUGGUAAUAUAUUUUUUCUAUUAAUUAUUGUUUCUUUUUAGACUGAAACUUAUAUGCCGGAUUGUGAACUUUUCCAUUUGGCCCGUUAUGAUCCUUACUCGACACUCUUUCCCGGCAAGGUAAGAAGCUCUCAGAGUUAGGAAAAACUUUAUUUUUUCAGAGCAUCUCCCAAAAAGCACACCGAGUCAUUGCAAAAAGCCUUAUCAGACAAAGACCGACAGAAUCACGAUCACAGAGAGAAGCUGCUCUGCGAAAUUUGAACUCGAUAGUAAGUUUCAGAAUUUUCACACUGCUUGAGUUGAUUGUAAGAGAACCCUUUUCAGUUCCACCAGAACUUGAACUGGGCCGAAGAGGAAGACUUUCGAGAGAUGGAAAUGCUAUUUGAUGAUCCGCAGUCUGAGGUAAAAUCCCAUUCACGCUUUCUCCAAUCUUUGUUCUUGAAAAAAAAACAAAAUGUUUUUUCAGAGCGCACUCAAAAUUACGAAAGACGUGUCAAACGACUUCGACAGCGGCCGCCAUGCCGAAUAA
Caenorhabditis auriculariae is the source of this 1608-nucleotide messenger RNA. The record is from the annotation of a GenBank genome assembly. NCBI's taxonomy places the organism in Eukaryota, Metazoa, Nematoda, Chromadorea, Rhabditida, Rhabditidae.